ACCGUACAAGCAGACAUAAAUCCACUGUUUACGUUCUCUCCAAAUCCUCUCAAUUGACAUUUCUCCGAUUGAAUUGAACAAGAAGCGCAGAUUUCACACAGCACACGCACUGUGUAGAGAAAGAGAGAGAGAUUUUGUCUCAAUUGAUCGAAUUUAAUGGGAUUCUUUUGACGUUUUUAGUCAGUUUCUCUCUCUCUCUCUCGAAUUUGUUGAGUGUUGGUAGCGAUUUUUCUGCGGAUAAAUUGAUUUGGAGUAGCUGCAUUUGAAGAAGAAAAGAUGAACAAGAUGGGAUCGGAUGAGAACUUCCCGGGCGUGAUCAAGCCUUCUUCAAACGCUCAAGGGGGGUUGAAGGCUGGAGUUGGAAAAUCUGCAGUUGGUGUGGGGAAUAACAGAAGGGCAUUGAGUGCAAUCAAUAGAAACAUAAUUGGAGCUCAGCCUUACCCUUGUGCUGUUCACAAAAGAGGGGUUUUAAGAGAGAAAAACGAGGCCGGUGAUAAGAACUGUGUCGGUCCAGUGCAUCGUCCUGUUACGAGGAGGUUUGCUUCUGGAUUGGCUGGAAAAGAGCAGCAUUCCUCACUUGAGGAAGUCAAGCCACCAGUUCAUCAAGCUAGUUCAGUCACGAACCAGCCCUACGACUGCAUCAUUAUCGAUGCAGAUGAUGAUGAUGACUACAAGAAUGUGGAUGAUCAUGAUGUGCCAAUGUUUGUGCAGCAUACAGAGGCUAUGCUGGAAGAGAUUGAUCGAAUGGAUGCAGAAGUGGAAAUGGAAGACAUCGAUGGCGAGGAUGAGGAGCCAGUUAUCGAUAUAGAUAGCUGUGAUAAGAAAAAUCCACUUGCAGUUACUGAAUACAUCGAUGAUCUAUACACUUACUAUAAAAAGAUGGAGAGUGUCCUUCCGAACUAUAUGGUACAUCAAUCUGAUAUCAAUGAAAGAAUGAGAGGUAUCCUCAUUGACUGGCUGAUUGAGGUGCAUUACAAGUUCGAAUUGAUGGACGAGACGCUGUACCUUACUGUGAAUCUCAUCGAUAGAUUCUUAGCCCUCCAGCAAGUGAUGAGGAAGAAACUGCAGCUUGUUGGUGUGACUGCGAUGCUCAUUGCUUGCAAAUACGAGGAAGUCUCUGUCCCCGUGGUCGAGGAUCUUGUUCUGAUAUCCGACAAAGCUUACUGCAGGAAAGAAAUCCUAGACAUGGAGAAGUUGAUGGUCAAUACGUUGCAGUUCAAUAUGUCGUUGCCAACGCCCUACGUGUUCAUGAAGCGCUGCCUGAAAGCCGCCCAAUCCGAUAACAAGAUGGAGCUUCUGUCCUUCUUCAUAAUCGAGCUGUGUCUCGUUGAAUACGAGAUGCUGUGCUUCCCUCCUUCGAUGCUAGCAGCUGCUGCUGUCUUCACUGCUCAGUGCACUCUCCUUGGAUGCAAGCAAUGGAGCAAGACGAGCGAAGUGCACACGAGUUACACUCAAGAACAGCUCAUGGAAUGCGCAGCGCGGAUGGUGAGUUUCCAGCGGAAGUCGGGGACCGGGAAGCUGAGUGGUGUGCAGAAGAAGUAUAGCACUUCCAAAUAUGGAUAUGUUGCAAGAAUCAAACCUGCUGAAUUUCUCAUUGAUGAUGAAUGAUGCUUAGAUUUGACAUAAUAACCUGACACUGUUUUGUGUAAUUUUCUGGCUAAGAAAAUUCACAGUUUUUUACUACUACCAUGUUUUGUGUGUAUAUAGAGAGCUAAGUAACUUGUGAUUUCAUGGGAUCUUUUAUCUAAUUAUAUCAGUUAAAUCUUUUUGUUUUCUGGUAAAAGGGGCAUGAAGUUAAAAGUU
This is a messenger RNA of Salvia splendens (bonfire salvia), 1803 nucleotides long. RefSeq names its product cyclin-B2-3. The coding region runs from base 277 to 1608 and encodes 443 amino acids. Gene Ontology annotation, molecular function: cyclin-dependent protein serine/threonine kinase regulator activity. The record is from RefSeq and is a predicted model, not a curated record. The transcript has 12 exons. Gene Ontology annotation, biological process: mitotic cell cycle phase transition. Lineage: Eukaryota; Viridiplantae; Streptophyta; Magnoliopsida; Lamiales; Lamiaceae.